AUGCCAGCAGAAAAGGAAAAACAACACCAUCAUCAUGGAUUGAAACAUAUAUUCAAAAAGGAACAUAGUCCUGAGUCUCCGUCAGAUUCCGGAAAGGAAUCGGUCCACGGAUCGCAUAUUGGGUUGUCGAAGCUUUUUCACCAUAGUAGAGAGUCAAAGGCAGAUACGCCUAGCGGGUCCAGCGGAGGGCGGAUUUCGAGAACACCGUCUGUUCUUUCGAUGAGGAGACAUAGUUCGAACAUGACGAGAUCACACAGCAACAUAGAAAACGAAAAGACCCCUAAGAAGUUGUCGAAGGCCGAGACAAUGGCUCAUCUUCAGCACAUGAAUAAGAAUAAUGUGGCCAGAAGUGUACGACAGGCAAACGAAUUGAGGUCAGGAACACCAGGAGGAGGCCGAGGAGGUGGAUUGAACAUCACACCGAACGCCAAUAACAAUCUGCAACACGAGAAGAUCAAGUACAAUCCGUUCGGAAUUAACAAAAGUCCUUCGGCAGAACACCCCAGUACGAGUUUUUACUUGUCGGGUGGACCAGAUGCUAACAGAGUGUUGAACAAUCCGGUGGCUGAUCCUAAUGACUUUUUACCGGAGGAGUUGCAGCAGGACCACGUCAAUCUUUUGGAGGAUUUCGAGAUCGAUAUGCAAAACAAAAAGUUGGGAGACGGGGGAUCGUCGGACGUCCGUAUUAUCAAUUCGGCCUGUAACAAGAAGAACGUUUAUGCAUUGAAGAAGUUCACGUUGCUAGAUAAGGAGAGCGAUGAAGACUUUUAUAAGCGGGCAAUAAAGGAAUAUAUUAUUUCCAAGAAGGCUAGCAAGAGUAGACAUGUGGUCGAUACUAUAAUGAUGGUGAGAAUUCAAUCCCAAGCAAAUUUAACCAGAGGUUGGGGUAUAAUAUUGGAGUUGUGCGGCGGCGGAGAUCUAUUCAACGCCAUAGUGAAACUGGGGUGGAAGAGUUCGUCGUUGAACGAAAAAUACUGUAUUUUCAAACAAAUAGCAUACGGGGUUAAAUUUUUACAUGAAAUGGGUAUAGCCCACAAGGAUUUAAAGCCAGAGAAUGUUUUAAUUGAUGGUAACGGUAUUGCAAAAUUAUGCGACUUUGGUGUUAGUGGCUAUGGUAACGAGGUCCAAGGUGAUUUGUCCUCGCCAGUUAAACUAUCGACUGCUUAUGUUGGGUCUCCGCCUUACUCUCCCCCAGAAGUUAUGAAAUUAAAGGAGGUGAGUAGUAGUGAUAUGAAAAAAUGGGCAUAUGAUCCAUAUAAGAUGGAUUGUUGGGCUCUUGGGAUGUUACUUUUCUGCAUUGUUUAUCGUGGUGUUCCGUUUUCGAUGGCAUCUACUAAUGAACACGCUUAUAGAGAAUAUAAAUUUAAUCACAGCCGUUAUGCGGGCGACCAUCCUAACUUUAAGCAUAACCUAGAAGUUACUAAAGGACCUGGAAGUGAGUUCAAAUGGGCUCAGCAAUUUCACUCCACUGGUGCUGCUAGGGUUGCUUGGAAGCUAUGUGACCCGUCAGUCACGAACAGAUACACGUUAGAUUUAUUAUUUGCCGACCCGUGGUUUACUGAAUUGGAAAUGUGUAUUUAUGAACACCCAGACCAAGAUGUAAAUCCAAUUAUUACUCCACCAGGUUCUUCAAACCCAUCAUCAGGUCAAACUUCCCGCGCGCCUUCUCGUAAGGCGACAAUUGGUUCAAACUAUGACAGUGACGAAUUUCAUUCAUCGUUUAGAAGUAUGUUAGAUUUGGGUGGCCAGAGCAAUGAAACCAGUCCAAAUGUAAACCAGAACUCAAAGUUCAAUCACGAAUACGAUUAUCGUGACAGAGAUGAUGGUUCUAUUCACUCGGCAUCUUCAAUUACGCAAACUCCUUUGAAACUUCAUAGAGGCGAUAGAAUGAAUUCAUACGAUCGCAUGGACAACCAUGAAGGAUUUGAAGGCAUGGACAACGACACAUCAUCAGAGUAUUCAAAUUCAAAACCUAGAUCAAUGUUAGAUGUAUCAAAUGAUGAUCCUGCUUUCAAAGAUUCGCAGCAACCAUCGAGUGCUAAUUUGCCAGCGUUAAAAGAGGAUGAAAUCGAGACAUUUGAUAACAUGAAUAAACCACAAGAGAAUAUGUCUACUGCGUCAUCGAUUCUGUCGGCAAAUCGGAAGAGUUGCGGAGACCAACCUGGUCCCAAUGAUAGUGAGAACAAUGGAAAUGGUGUAACUAAGAAGAAAUCGCUACCUGAGCUUCAUGUCAGACCCUUAAAAGGCAGUUCUCAGUUACAUAUCGAUUCCAAUGGCGUAUGUGAACUCGGUUAUAAGAUUAAAAAGCACCACCAUGUGGGAAUAAGUAAUGUUACCGUGUCAGGAUCAUUGUCUAGAAAACGAUAA
Molecule: messenger RNA, 2367 nt
Organism: Debaryomyces hansenii CBS767
Lineage: Eukaryota; Fungi; Ascomycota; Pichiomycetes; Serinales; Debaryomycetaceae
Gene: PTK2
Product: protein kinase
Exons: 1
Coding region: 1-2367 (788 amino acids)
Biological process (GO): protein phosphorylation; intracellular signal transduction
Cellular component (GO): nucleus
Molecular function (GO): protein serine/threonine kinase activity; ATP binding
Source: RefSeq, a predicted model, not a curated record